Messenger RNA from Parnassius mnemosyne (clouded apollo), 1359 nucleotides. Lineage: Eukaryota; Metazoa; Arthropoda; Insecta; Lepidoptera; Papilionidae. The record is from the annotation of a GenBank genome assembly.
AUGGCUUCGGCUACAAAUUCAAAGCACCCGCAAGUUAACGGGGAAGUAACAUCUAAUUCGUUUAAAAAAUAUAAAAUGGACAAUCAAAAUAAAGUGACUGUUGUUUUGGGUGCUCAGUGGGGUGAUGAAGGAAAGGGAAAAGUGGUGGAUUUAUUAGCUGUUAACGCCGACAUCGUGUGCCGCUGCCAGGGCGGCAACAACGCCGGUCAUACUGUCGUGGUGGACGGAAAAGAGUUCGAUUUCCACCUACUUCCUAGCGGCAUUAUCAAUCAGAAAUGUAUUUCCGUUAUCGGUAAUGGUGUGGUCAUUCAUUUGCCUGGGCUCUUCGAAGAGUUAAAGAAAAAUGAACUGAAGGGUAUGCAAGGUUGGCAGGACCGCCUUAUCAUCUCCGACAGGGCGCACAUUGUUUUCGAUCUACAUCAGCAGGCGGAUGGACUGCAAGAGGCGGAGAAGGGCAAAAACUCCCUAGGGACCACCAAGAAAGGCAUUGGCCCAACGUACUCGUCAAAGGCAACGCGAAAUGGCAUCAGGAUCGGGGAUCUGCUCGGUGACAUCGCCGUUUUCGAGGAAAAGUUCCGUACCCUUGCAGCAGGUUACAAACGGAUGUUCCCUGCAUUAGAAGUAGACAUAGAGAGCGAGCUGACCCGGUACCGCGAGUACGCGACCAAAAUCCGUCCCUUAGUCCGCGACACGGUUUCUUACUUGCACAAGGAGAUCAAAAAUGGCAGAAAAGUGCUGGUAGAGGGCGCUAAUGCUGCGAUGUUGGAUAUCGAUUUUGGCACAUAUCCGUAUGUGACGUCAUCCAACUGCAGUAUAGGCGGCGUGUGUACCGGACUAGGACUCCCGCCGAACGUGAUCGGUGAAGUCAUGGGCGUCGUGAAGGCGUACACCACGCGCGUUGGCGACGGACCAUUCCCCACCGAACUGCACGACGAGACUGGACAAUUGCUUCAAGACCGUGGUCACGAAGUGGGCGUCACCACCAAGCGAGUGCGUCGUUGCGGCUGGCUCGACCUUGUCGUAGUCCGGUAUACCGCCAUGGUCAAUGGAUACACUUCAUUGUGUUUAACAAAAUUAGACAUUCUGGACACCUUAAAGGAGAUCAAAGUGGGUGUAGCAUACAAGCUUAAUGGCAAGGUGAUAGACUACUUCCCGUCUUCUAUGGCAGAACUAAGCAAUGUUGAGGUGGAAUAUAUGACCCUUCCUGGCUGGGCGUGCAGUAUAGAGGAUGUCCGGCAAAUGGACAAACUACCUGAGCAAGCGAGAAACUAUGUCAAGGCGAUUGAAGACUUCCUACAGAUUCCUGUGAAAUUCAUUGGAGUGGGCCAAGGCAGGGAGUCUAUCAUCAGUGCCGAUUAA